Molecule: messenger RNA, 3932 nt
Organism: Choloepus didactylus (southern two-toed sloth)
Lineage: Eukaryota; Metazoa; Chordata; Mammalia; Pilosa; Megalonychidae
Product: cytochrome P450 2U1
Exons: 5
Coding region: 118-1731 (537 amino acids)
Biological process (GO): xenobiotic metabolic process
Cellular component (GO): cytoplasm; intracellular membrane-bounded organelle
Molecular function (GO): oxidoreductase activity, acting on paired donors, with incorporation or reduction of molecular oxygen, reduced flavin or flavoprotein as one donor, and incorporation of one atom of oxygen; heme binding; iron ion binding
Source: RefSeq, a predicted model, not a curated record
UCCACUGUGGAGUAGGCAGCAGGCGGCCGCAGGCGGGUGUGUGCGUGCUUGUCUCUUGCGGUCGGCUAGGAGAGCCCAAGGGUUGCGGGUGUAGACGUCCUCCCCGGUGCACUAGCCAUGGCCUCUACCGGGGGCCCGCCCUGGCCUCUGAGCCUUCUGGGCGCGCCUCUGGGGCUGCUGCCGCAGGAUCCUACCGGUGGCGCGCUGCUGCUUUUCGGCCUCGCAGUGCUGCUCGGCUGGCGCUGGCUGCAGUGGGACCGGGAGCGGAACAUCCCCCCUGGGCCCAGGCCCUGGCCACUGGUGGGCAACUUUGGUCACGUGCUGCUGCCGCCCUUCCUCCGGCGGUACAGCUGGGUGUACCGCAAGGCGAGGGUCGCAGAGCUGGAGACCGCGGCCCUGUGCCCGCAGAUGCUCCUGGACAACCUAGCCCGCUUGUACGGCAACGUGUUCAGCUUAUUCAUCGGCCACUACCUGGUGGUAUUCCUCAACGACUUCCACAGCGUGCGCGAGGCGCUGGUGCAGCAGGCCGAAGUCUUCAGCGACCGCCCGCGGGUGCCUCUCACCUCCAUCAUAACCAAGGGAAAGGGGAUUGUUUUCGCACGUUAUGGGCCAGUCUGGAGACAACAUAGGAGGUUCUCCCAUUCAACUCUUCGUCAUUUUGGCUUGGGAAAGCUUAGCUUGGAGCCCAAGAUUAUUGAAGAGUUCAAGUAUGUGAAAGAGGAAAUGCAAAAGCAUGGAGGAAAACCCUUCAGUCCUUUCCCCAUCAUCAGCAAUGCUGUCUCUAACAUCAUUUGCUCUUUGUGCUUUGGCCAGCGCUUUGACUACACCAAUGGUCAAUUUAAGAAGAUGCUCGGUUUUAUGUCACGAGGGUUAGAAAUUUCUCUGAACAGCCAGGUCCUCCUGGUCAACAUAUGCUCCUGGUUUUAUUACCUUCCAUUUGGACCAUUUAAGGAGUUAAGACAAAUUGAAAAGGAUUUAACCAUUUUCCUUAAAAAAAUCAUCCAAGAUCAUCGAGAGUCGCUGGAUGUAGACAACCCUCAGGACUUCAUUGAUAUGUACCUUCUUCACAUGGAGGAGGAGAGGAAACAUAAUAGCAGCAGUAGUUUUGAUGAAGAAUACUUAUUUUAUAUCAUUGGUGAUCUCUUCAUUGCUGGGACUGAUACCACAACCAACUCUUUGCUUUGGUGCCUUCUGUAUAUGUCACUGAACCUCGAUGUUCAAGAAAAGGUUCAUGAAGAAAUUGAAAGGGUCAUUGGCCCUGACCGAGCCCCGUCUCUCACUGACAAGGUCAAGAUGCCCUACACAGAAGCCACCAUCAUGGAGGUGCAGAGGCUGGCUGUGGUGGUGCCACUCUCCAUUCCUCAUAUGACAUCAGAGAAAACAGUGCUCCAAGGUUAUACCAUUCCUAAAGACACAAUAGUCUUACCCAACUUGUGGUCAGUACACAGAGACCCAGUCAUUUGGGAGAAACCAGAAGAUUUCUGCCCUAAUCGAUUUCUUGAUGCUCAAGGACAACUCAUUAAAAAAGACACCUUUAUUCCUUUUGGAAUAGGGAAGCGGGUAUGUAUGGGAGAGCAACUGGCAAAGAUGGAAUUAUUCCUGAUGUUUGUGAGCCUAAUGCAGAGUUUCACAUUUGCUUUACCUAAAGACUCCAAGAAACCCAUCCUGACUGGAAGAUUUGGUCUAACUUUAGCCCCACAUCCAUUUAAUAUAAUUGUUUCGAAGAGAUGAAGAAAGUUUCCAAGCAAAGACGGUGAACAGAUAUAUAAAUAUGUGUCCUUCUGAACAGAUUUUUCCUUCUUCAGUUGACUGCAGAUCUAGCAAUUCAGCAUCUUCAGAGUAGGCUUAGAUUAGGGAGAGAUUGGAAAGAGAGAGGAUAGAGCACACAGGAGCUCUCAUCUCAGAGGAUUCCUUAGCAGGAUACUUCAGCCAUUUUAGCAAUGUUUGUCUGUAAUUGAGAGACAAGAUCCACAAUAUUGGAUUGGAAAGCAAAUGAUCUGGAUUUAGUCCCAGUGGCUUCCAUCAAUGAACAUUUCUUCUCGCCGUUUGGAAAAUGAAGAUAACACAACUUGCUUUCUCUCUACUUCUAAGCACAAAUGAAGGAAAAAUGCCUCUUACCUUUCUGGCAUCACCCAAACACUGUUAGGUUCUGGAGAGAAAAUUCAGAAGUAGAAGGAAGACCUACCUGCUGGCCGUUUAAGACUUCUGACCAUGAGAAAGUGGUGCUCAGACUUGAGCACUUUGUCACAGAGGGAGGUGGGUUUAGGUUAAUUGAGCUAGAGCUUUUCCCAGCACAGAUCCUGUGUUGGUUUUUUUUAUUUUGUUUUAUUAUGUUACCUUUUUGUUUAUGAUUUUAGGUUUUAAUCUUUGUUUUUGUAGACAUGGGAGGAAGUGGACCCUUGGCCAGUUAGUUGAGGCAAAAAGAAAUCAGGAUUUUUAAAAAAGCCUCCUGCAAAGUUCUUAUCUGAAUUUACAUGACUGCCUUCUACUUGGACUACAUGAACUUAGCCCACUGAAAAAGUGGCUUCAUGGCAGAAUUCCUUCCGGCUGAGUUUACUUGCAAAGAUGUAGCUUUGCUUUUUGACUUAAGCCCUGCUUGGUGAAGUUGGGAAUUUUGAUACUGGGAUUCAUCAGGAAAGGUUUCUUCUUCCAAACUAUACUGAACAUUCCUUUCCCAUUCUUCCCGCCUCCAGGCCUCAUCCUUGCCUACUGUCAAAGUCAGGCAGGAAUUCCUAUUCUUCAUUAACGGAAUUAAAUUGUCUGCAGUUGUCCAUGGGGUAGUAGCUGCCUACAGGGGACUGUUUGCAAAUGUGCAGCCAUCAGCAAGUUUCUGCUUAACACACGGAUGGGGGGACUACCGGCCUUUUGCUGCUAUGGGGGCCAGGAUGCUAAAUUUCCUGCAGCAUUCGAACAGCCCUAGACAAUGUUGAAUUGUCUGCCCAGAUGCCAAUAUUGCCCCCAGUGAGAGUACUGCUCAAAAACACCAUGCUCCAAAGAAUGAAUUGCCCUUUUCUUUGCUUACCUACAGUACUACUCUGUAUAGAAGUAAUCAUGGUAAGAAUAUGAGCGACUGUGUUUUGAGCCCUUUUUCAAGCUGGCACCAUACUCAAUGCUUUACUUGUAUGCUUAUUUAAUCCUAACAGAAACUCCCAUUUUGCAGUUGAUGGAACUGAGGCUUAGAAAAGUUAAGGCACACGGUUUAGACCCUCUCUGGGUUUCAAACCUACCAGUCUCUGUAGCUGGAGCAUGCUUUCUGAACCGCUUCUCUCUAUUGCCAGCACUUGACCUCAGAGCAGUCAACUCCUCCUGUGUGGGCUGUUCUCCAUCCCAGUCUGAGCUCUGAGGCUGGGCUAUCCUGCUGUUUGCCUCCCUCACAGUGCCUAGCACAGUGCCUUGCUCCUAGUGGGUGCCCAGUAACAUGUGAACGACUUAAGGAGUGUACUUAAGGGCAAAAGCCUACCCUGUUUGAAUAAUUAACAGAUUGUACUAUUGUUUCUUAAAAAUUAGCAUGUGUCAUUUGUUAAUGUUAAUUAAAGCCAGUUUUUAAAAAUUACUGGACAUGCAUGUCAGAUUCCAGAAAAAGAAUCUAGUAUAUAGGAGGAAUUUAUGACCUAGGGACCCCACAGCUUAUCUCAGAAAAACCAGUUGCAACACAAACUAAAGGAUAAAGGCUGUUCAAGGCUGUUCCAGCUGUGGUGGCGCCUCGACCCCCAGGGGAUGGAUAAGGCAAGAUCAAUAUGCCCAUAAGAUGAACAACAAGAAAGGCCUGCUCUUCCUAGAUAGAUAACACAGCUGCAUUUCAAAGAACAAUACAUCAGAACCCUAGCAACCUAUCAGCCCAGAAAUUGAUAGGCACUCACCCAAUCGAGGCACAGGACACACUCAGCAGGCACCCUUCCCCCCCAACGUGGGUUUUUCCUUUAAAAAAUGCU